This is a messenger RNA of Ostreococcus tauri, 1239 nucleotides long. Its product is annotated as unnamed product. NCBI's taxonomy places the organism in Eukaryota, Viridiplantae, Chlorophyta, Mamiellophyceae, Mamiellales, Bathycoccaceae. The record is from RefSeq and is a predicted model, not a curated record. The transcript has a single exon. The coding region runs from base 1 to 1239 and encodes 412 amino acids.
AUGGAUGAGACGGCGACGGAUAAGGCGGGCGCGGAGACGACGGAGGCGACGCGAACGAUGGGCGAAACGACGAUGAUGACGACGUCGACGACGAUGAGGACGACGAUGAAGUCGAGUGGGAGUGGGCGCGGGCGAGAGAUGAGCGUGCUCGGGGUGAUGGCGCUCGCGGUGGCGGCGGAGACGUACGCGCUGGGCGGACCGGCGCCGGCGACGGCGCGGGCGAGCGAAGCCGUCGUCAGCGCAGCGCGAGGAUUGGUGGAGAACCACGCCCCGGGGAUGGGUGGGAUCAUCGAGGAUGGUUUCUUGGGCUUGCUCACGGUGGGAACGGUGUACGCGCUGUGGAGAUCGUCUGCGAUACCGCGACCGAUAGGGAAUCCGAUUGCGCGCAAAUCCAAAACCAACGCGAGUUGGGUGCACGUCUUCACGGGCGCGGGCGGGCUUGCGAUGGCGCUUUACGCCGUGGGAUUGGAGAGAAUUUAUCGUGAGAGCCCGGGUUGGACGUGGAUGUGGGUGAGCAGCGCGAUGUUCAUGGCGAAUGCACUGACAUACGGGCCGCUCAUGAAUAUCUUCAAGGCGAGCAAGGAGGGCAAGUACGCGAUGAAACUCGGAUACUCCUUCGUAGCGUCGUUUCAGGGCGUGGUUUGGAUCGCUUGGAGCGCGCAACCGGAUGCCCCAGACUGGAUGUUCUGGGCCGUCAUGCCUUACUGGUACUUCUCCCUUGCCAAGCUCUGGGAGUCGACAGAAUUCGUACUGGCGCUGACACCGAAGCCCACGGACGCCGACGGACUAUGGGCAACGAUGACGGCGGGAUCACGCCAGCGUCUGGGACGAAUGACUCCCGAUGCCGCAACUCUGACGUACGUCGGUCUCAACGCCGCGGCAGCCGUCUUCGACAAUUGCUACAUGGCGCUCUACACACUGCUCGGCCCGGAGCAGUUUUGGCACACGUCGCAGGCGUUCAAUGACAGUGAUUUUCACCUGCGUUUGGUCAAGGGUACCACGGGCUCGCUAACCGUGGCGCUCCUGAUUUUCAUCUCCACCUUGGGUUGGAGAAAACAGAUGCCAAUGAAGUACGCGGUCUGGCUCAAUGUCGUCCUCGGCUCCGUCGGUCCUUGGAUCGUGCUCUUCUGGCAUAAGUUGUUAGAUCCGAGCGAGGACUGGUUUCCGCAGUUUGUGUUCGAUCCGAACUUCGCGUAUCAUGUCUACUUGAACCCAUCCAUCUCGUUAUUCGGUAACUGA